CCAUAUUGGUUGUCCGUCGCUGUCACGCUAGCCGUCGUGUUCAUGUGGGCGUGAAGAGGUCAUAACACUAAGCGAUACCCAGUUGGAUCCGUCCUGCGUUGAAGUUUUGCAGAUUAUCACCAGGACACUUAUCAGAUAUUCGAAACACCGAAAUGCCUCCUGAUAUCGGUGAGCACUGGGAACAACCCUUCGCCAUUAGUCGAGCUCCUUCUCAGGGCUCUAGCACCGCCUCCCAGACAACCCAGCUUGUGCCCCAGAGCCGUCCUGGUACAGCCGAUCCCAUGAGGUCGCGAUCUAAUACCGUGGCCUCCAAAGGCGCUCGUCGUCCAAGGUCGAGAGGUUCGACGGCUAGCAUCCAUUCCAGCACCACACAACAAACACAAGACCAAAAUAUCGCGGAUGGAUUUCCUCAGUUCAUCCAGGCUCAACCCCCCCAAAGUCACCAUGUUUUUGGUGCCAAUCCUGAGGAGAUGAUAAUGCGUUUUGGUCAGCAGCUGGCUCAUUCAGCCAAUAAUGCUGGCCUUGACGCUUCUCUGCAUGAAGCCCACAACUCCAUGAUGCCACGUCCAGAGGAUUUCCAAGGACAAUCGAUGCAUGCCCAUACACUGGCUCAUCAUUCGUUGCCACCGGAGCUGGCGGCGCAUGGCAUGUCUGGGGUUCAUAUGCCACAGUAUCAUCCGAUGUACGAUGGGGGCAUGGAAAACCACAUCCCGGACCAUAUCGUCGAUGAGAACGACACCUCUGAAGCUGGAGCUCGAAAGAAGAGAGGAUCCAGCUCGACAGUUGCGAAUGAUAACGAGCUGCGUAAGCUUCUUCGUCAGUAUGAAGGUUACUCUCUGAAGCAAAUGGCGGCAGAGGUCCAGAAACAUGAAGGUGCUGGAGGCAAGUCAGAGAAGGUCAAGCAAGUAUUUGCCAUGGUCUGGCUGAAGGAGAAUUGCCGGAAGAGCAGUGGUUCUGUGCGACGCGAUCGUGUAUACUGCUGCUAUGCUGAGAAGUGUGGAAGUGAACGCGUCUCUGUACUGAAUCCCGCCUCUUUUGGAAAGCUUGUACGCAUUAUUUUCCCCAACGUGCAGACUCGACGUCUUGGUGUCCGUGGAGAAUCGAAAUACCACUAUGUGGAUCUCUCUGUCAUUGAAGAGAAACAGCAGCAACAUUCGACGGCUCCGAACCCUCAAGGACUAGCAAACGUUCCCGGCACUGUCGGUGGUAUGGACGGAAAAGCAAACGAAUUGUCAGCACGUCCAAGGAGUAUUAGUAUCCCGCAGCCACCUGCAGAUACCGCAGUGUUCCCUUCUCCAACGACAUCAUUCACACCGAAGUUCACCGCAGCUGGUUCAUCAUCCUCGGGCUGCCCAUGCCAGCCUCCGUUCCGCUCUACUCUCGAAUCCGCUAUUACCCUAGAGAACGUGUCUGGCCAGACUGCCAAGAUGAUACGCCAGAUGCUGCAGUUUCCUGAUGGCGACUCUGCCGCAGUCGACAACGAGUCUCUUCAGCUCCCCGACGUUCGCGGAUAUCUACCAGCAAACACCGAUGUCAAGGUAGCGGCCGCUCUUGCAGCUCUCUACCGGUCUCACUGUAUUUCUGUUAUCGAUAGUUUCCGAUUCUGCAAGGAACGGAAUCUGUUUCGAUACUUCUCUGCCUUCCAUGGCACAUUAACCGUCCCAGUCCAGAAGCUCCUGACUCACCCAAACCUCGCUCCAUGGAUCAAGGAAUGCGACUGGCUUAUGUACCAGAAGAUGAUCGCGUUCAUCGCCCCGCUCACAACGCAAGUUGUGCCAAAGCCGGUUUUAGACGCGUUCAGUUCUAUUUCGCAGCGGCUGACCGUACACAUUGCUGAGACCUUCAAGGCGCAGCCAGUCCAUGUGUCGCUGGCCAGAUUGGUUCCCGCUCAUAUCUUUUGCAACCUCCUGAAACAUAUGCUUGACGUCAAUCAGUCGGCUAAUGCAGCAGCAGCUUGGCUCUGCCAUCCAGAUAACAGAAACCAGAUGUGGUUGGACUUUGCAUCUCUCGUUGACCCUAAGGAGGUCAUUGCAAGAGCCAACAUUCCCAGUUGUGCAGAGCGCUCACUGGAACAGAUCCUCAAACAUGACGUCCGAGCCCUUCUUACCCCUCUGAGUGAAGAGAUUGUCCCAGCUCAACCCUUUUACAACCAGCCGGAUAGAGAAGAGGAUAUCAAUGCGCAUAAAUUCGCUGUUCAGCCUACUGUGGGUGAUGGGUACAACUUCCCUGACAAGUGGAUAUCUUUCAUCUUGAAUAUACCUCUGGCUUUCCCUAAUCAUCGCGCUCAAUGCAUAGUCGAUAAAGUGGAUGCGCUAUGGGAUGUUAUCCUCCAUAGAUUGACUCUGGGAGGCGCACAGAGCUUCAGCGCUUGGUGGAUGACAAAGGUCUUCUUCCACGAGAUGAUGCUGUGGCAGGUGGAGAAAGGUGGUUUCAUGAAAUGCACGCCGAGCUCACUGCUGAAUGUAUCCCUUGGUAGUGAGAGAGCUUCCUUCAAUCACCAGCAAGCCAGGUCUUCUAGCUUCUCGGGUCCCGUGAAAAACGAGUCCUUCAUGUCAACAGAUAUGACCCAGAACGAUUUGAGAUCGAGAACAACGUGCAGUCCUCACGCUAACAACGGUACUCAAGGCGAUAAGGACCUGGGAAACACGCAAUAUGAUCACUCGAAUAAUGCGAAUAUCGUGAACGACAAGCCCGGUGUCCCUGAUGGGAUUGCUGCCCUUCAGGCUAUGAAUAAUGAUGACAGUGCUAUCGACCUUGGCGACGACUCUAUGUUGAUGACUGUUGGCAAGUACGGCGACAUGAUGGCUUCAGACCCAGCCGAUGCUGAGGGCGAUGUUGUCGUCAUAUAAUCUACUCACGCCUUGGUAUCAUAUCUGCAUUAUCUCAUCUCUUCUCUUUAGCAAAGGAAAAAGUUCUGGUUUGGUUUGCUUUUAUGAGGAGUUGGUUUUCUAUUUGGCGCAUUUUUGGGAUCCGGCGAAAGGUUCUUAUUCUCAUCGACGAAGAAAUGGACGCUAAGCAUCAACGACCUGCACGAGGCAUGAUGAACGAGCACGAUUUUGAAAGUGGUCAAUGGAAACGAUAGCGGUUGGAUCAGCCAGCCAUUACGCGUCUAAUAAGGAGGUGGAAGUCUUUGUUUUUUUUUCCCUUCACCCUUCAACAUCUAGAGCCCGCUCUCGUCCCUGUACAUAUGGAUUUGGAUUAGUCGUGGCGCGCAGCAGCUUCCAAUGGCUCUCUUGACGAAUUUCUUUCUGCGACGGCCUCAUUUC
Molecule: messenger RNA, 3266 nt
Organism: Paecilomyces variotii
Lineage: Eukaryota; Fungi; Ascomycota; Eurotiomycetes; Eurotiales; Thermoascaceae
Product: putative DNA damage and replication checkpoint protein Rfx1
Exons: 4
Coding region: 153-2849 (898 amino acids)
Biological process (GO): regulation of transcription by RNA polymerase II
Molecular function (GO): RNA polymerase II cis-regulatory region sequence-specific DNA binding; DNA-binding transcription factor activity, RNA polymerase II-specific
Source: RefSeq, a predicted model, not a curated record